CUCGUUUGUUAUUGUUUAUUUAUAUUGUAAAUAUCGUCGUUACCGUGUAACGCUAAUAGUACAUAAAUAUAUCCGAAGUAAAGUGAGGGCGUACUCGUAUAUGGCACUGUAAAGACCAAUAGCACUGAUGAAUCCACCAGACGUCGCCAUGCACAACAACGAGUCCCAGGCAAGGGGACCGGCAGUCCUCAAGAUGAAAGGACAGGCAAGUACAAUCGGGACAUUCAUGAACAAUGUAGUAUUCUCAUCAUUCUGGCUAUCCGCACCAUACGCCUUUGCCGAGACAGGCUGGGUAUUAGGUAUUAUAUUUCUGACGGUUACACUGACCACAUCCUGGGUCACAGGUCUGAUGUACGGGCGAUUAGUGAACGAUCGCUAUCAGGAAUUGCUCGACCACAGAAACCGCGAAUUAGAGUCGCGUCCUCCAGGUAAUAACCGUGGGGUUGCGCCCAAGGUAAAGGGUAGUCCUAAGGAGAUGGACCCAGAAACAACGCCAAAUGGUGCUGUCAACCUGUGCUCGAGCACAGAAUUCAGUAAAGCGCCCGAAGAUGGCAUAGGUACCAUGGCGACGCGCGCGUCCGAAUUCUCCACCGGAGCCGCACAGUCGCAUGAAGUCGACGAAGAGGUUACCUUGAGUGCUAUGUAUGCCGAUGCGCUGGGUGCGAGAGUGGGUCCUAUCAUCGGGGAUUUCAUAUGCAUACUGAACUUUGUACCAGCAAGUGCCGGGGAGAUGAUACUGUGUGGUCAACUCCUUGAGCUGCUAUUCCCUGACGUAAUGGAGAUUGGAUAUUGGAUCCUGAUUGUCGGGCUAUACUCGUUUUUCGCGUACAUGAUCCCGAAUUUGGAGACCUUGGAGAAGGCUUCUUGGUUAUUCGGGAUAUUUCUGAUUUCUUCUGCCGUGUUUAUGAUCACCGGUACUGUGCUGAGUAUCAAAGCUAACGACCCUGUGACGUCGUCGGAAUACGGUGGCCAGGACGCGCUUUCAAUCUUCAAUGGGCUCGGUGUCUUUGCUUUUAUUUUUGGAGGUAUGUGUUUGCGGUGUGUGUGGCUAUGUUGUAAUAUUCAGUCUUAUAUUGUGUAA
Messenger RNA from Sphaeroforma arctica JP610, 1081 nucleotides. RefSeq lists its product as hypothetical. The record is from RefSeq and is a predicted model, not a curated record. Bases 128 to 1081 code for a protein of 317 amino acids. NCBI's taxonomy places the organism in Eukaryota, Ichthyosporea, Ichthyophonida. The transcript has a single exon. Gene Ontology annotation, cellular component: plasma membrane.